This is a messenger RNA of Vitis vinifera (wine grape), 2177 nucleotides long. Its product is annotated as U-box domain-containing protein 30. Gene Ontology annotation, biological process: protein ubiquitination. The transcript has 2 exons. Gene Ontology annotation, molecular function: ubiquitin protein ligase activity. NCBI's taxonomy places the organism in Eukaryota, Viridiplantae, Streptophyta, Magnoliopsida, Vitales, Vitaceae. Bases 236 to 1579 code for a protein of 447 amino acids. The record is from RefSeq and is a predicted model, not a curated record.
CAUGAGGAGUUUUUCAGCGGCUGUACCAAAAGAAGGGCAGCAGAGGAGCCUUUGUAGGGCAUGUCCUCUCUGUCUUCUCUCUCCUCUCUGUGUGGUGGUAUGGCCUUCAACUUCCCUUGAGUACUCAGACUUAUCUCAGGGUAGAUGUAAUGUGGCUUGAAUGCUGAUUUUGAGGGUUCUCCUUUUUGGGGGUUUCUGAGGUUUGGGGGGAGUUUGGUCUAAAGGGGUUUCAGAAAUGCCGAUGUUUCAGCAUUAUCAGAAGGAUGGGCUUGUGGGGUUUGACGGUGGUGGUGAUGGGCAUGUUCUAGAUCUGGACACUGCCGUUAAAGAUGGAGUUUUGGGCGGCGGUGGUGGUGGGGUGGUUGGAGGUAUUGCUGAGAAACUGGAUCUGAAGAGGAUGAUUGAAGAGCUUGACUUGUCGGAAAUUCCUUCAGUGUUUAUUUGCCCAAUCUCUCUUGAACCAAUGCAGGACCCUGUAACCCUUUGCACAGGCCAAACCUAUGAGAGGUCUAACAUUCUCAAAUGGUUCAGUUUGGGGCACCUCACUUGCCCCACAACGAUGCAAGAGCUCUGGGAUGAUUCGGUUACGCCGAAUAAGACCCUUUACCAUCUAAUUUACAGUUGGUUUUCACAGAAGUAUUUGCUUAUGAAGAAGAGAUCAGAAGAUGUACAGGGACGGGCAUCAGAGCUUCUGGAGACGCUAAAGAAGGUGAAGGGUCAGGCCAGAGUUCAAGCUCUUAAGGAGCUUCAUCAGGUUGUGGCGGCCCAUGCUACUGCAAGGAAGACAGUGGAAGAAGGUGGAGUUGCUCUGAUUUCAGCUUUAUUGGGCCCCUUUACCUCCCAUGCUGUUGGUUCUGAAGUAAUUGGGGUACUUGUUAACUUGACACUUGAUUCAGAAUCCAAAGCAAAUUUGAUGCAACCAGCAAAGAUCUCUUUAAUGGUGGACCUGUUAAACGAGGGAUCGAUCGAGACAAAGAUCAACUCUACUCGAUUGAUAGAAAUGUUGAUGGAGGAGAAGGAUUUUCGUUCAGAAAUUGUUUCUAGUCAUAGUCUUUUGGUUGGAUUAAUGAGGCUAGUGAAGGAUAAGAGGCAUCCCAAUGGAAACUUGCCUGGGCUUACUCUCCUAAGAACAAUAUGCUUACAUAAACAAGUCAGGAACUUGUUUGUGAGCAUUGGGGCCAUUCCUCAACUGGUAGAAUUGUUGCCUGCCUUGAAUCCUGAUUGCUUGGAAUCAGCCCUUUUCAUCUUGGAUACCUUGUCAUCUCUACCAGAGGGAAGGUUGGCUUUGAGGGAUUGUCUGAACACUAUACCGAAUAUGGUGAGGCUAUUGAUGAGGGUUUCGGAGAGCUGUACUCAAUAUGCUUUAGCAAUCUUAUGGUCUGUAUGCAAACUGGCUCCUGAGGAAUGUUCAUCAAUUGCUGUGGAGGCUGGUCUUGCAGCAAAGCUCCUUCUCGUCAUCCAGAGUGGUUGCAAUCCUGUCUUGAAGCAAAGAUCUGCAGAGCUCUUGAAACUGUGCAGUCUCAAUUAUACAGAUACCACCUUCAUUUCCAAGUGUAAGCUUACAAAAACAAUCCAAUGAAAGGCAUAAAUUAUUUGCUAUCAUGCAUUAUCCCUUUGUUGUUGUGGAGAUGGACUUGAAUUAUCCACCUGGUCCGAGACAAUGAAUCUCAAAUCAACCAUGCAAAGCAACAAUUAUGAAAUGGUGCUUCCGAGGUAAGACUUCGUUCUGCUGUAAAUACAUCAAGUACUUCAAUUCAGGCAAUUGAUUCAAUAUACAUGAAGAACCAUAAGAUGGGCAUCAACAGACCUUGCUUACCCUAGCCUCCUGACUCCUGAAGUUCUUCAAAUAAAUCCUGGCAACAGCCCAAGUGCAGUACACCAUGUGUUGUGGUCAAAUUAUGUGAGAAGAGAUCAAACUGCUACUGGAUGAAGGUUCUCAUUUUAAGAUGGAAUUCUAGGCAGCUAUUUGGAGCUUGCAACCGUAAUUGUAAUUGGUGAGGACUUGCUCUGCUCCAUGCCAUCUCUUUUUUAUCUAGUUCUCCCGCAGGGGUCUCAAGGCCUGGAUUUUCCUCUUAGUUCAGUGGGAGUUUUGUUUUGACCCCACAAAUGUAGAGAUCAGGGGCCUCUUGGCCUUCAAUAUUAUUCAAUGUGUACAAUGAAAUUACUUUUAUCUUUCA